Molecule: messenger RNA, 1761 nt
Organism: Gamsiella multidivaricata
Lineage: Eukaryota; Fungi; Mortierellomycota; Mortierellomycetes; Mortierellales; Mortierellaceae
Product: Dak1 domain-containing protein
Exons: 1
Coding region: 1-1761 (586 amino acids)
Biological process (GO): glycerol catabolic process
Cellular component (GO): cytosol
Molecular function (GO): glycerone kinase activity; ATP binding
Source: RefSeq, a predicted model, not a curated record
AUGGCUAGUACAGAAAAGCACUUUGUCACGGAUCCAAAGACACUAGUCAAGGACAGUCUCCAAGGCUUCACCAUUGCCAAUCCACACCUAUCUUUCGACGAGAAGAACAAGGUCGUUUACGCCAAAGAUCUUGCAGCACGACGCCAAGAGCAGGUCACCCUCUUUUGCGGUGGUGGUAGCGGGCAUGAACCCGCGCAUGCUGGAUUCGUUGGACAUGGCAUGCUCACAGCAGCAGUAUCUGGUCACGUCUUUGCCUCACCCACAUCGUCUCAAGUUCUUUCAUGUCUGCGCAGGGUCUAUUCAGAAGAAAAGGGAACUCUGGUCGUGAUCAAGAACUAUACAGGAGAUGUGCUCAAUUUUGGUCGAGCCGUCGAGCGCUUCAAAUCAGAACGUGUUCAUCAGGAUAAGGGCCAGCCCAAGGUCGCCAUGGUGGUCGUGAACGAUGAUGUCGGCGUGAUCAACCAAGAGGACGACGAUGAGGGAGGAGUCGGCCGCCGCGGUCUUGCAGGCACAGUCUUGGUUUAUAAACUUGCUGGGGCUCGUGCUGCCAACGGCGGAACUCUGCAGCAGGUCAAGCAGGCGGCAGAGUACGGAAUCUCACAUACUUUUACGAUUGGCUGUGCGCUCAAUGCGGCCUCAGUGCCCGGACAGGGUUUGCCCCGUACGCUCAAGGAUAACGAAAUCGAAGUUGGGAUGGGCAUUCACAACGAACCAGGAUUUGAGAAGAAAGGGCUCGAACCAGCUGAUGUCCUAGUGCAAGGCCUAAUCGACCACAUUGUCAAAAGCCAGCCCUUCCAAGCAUGCCGUCCCGAUGGCAAGGCUCGUGUGGUGCUUUUUAUCAACAACCUCGGCGCGACAUCGAAUCUGGAGAUGGGGCUAGUGACCAAACUGGCCGUGGAGGCUGCCACGUCCCGCGGUCUGGAGCCAGUGCGCGUGUUUUCUGGAACAUAUAUGACAGGACUCGCCAUGCCGGGGGCCAGCAUCUCGAUAUUGGCGCUCCCGGACAACGAGGACGAGUUCAAAGAUCUGGUUUCUCUGAUCGAUCAGCCUGCAGAAUGCCCUGGAUGGAUCAACCACGCAUAUGUCGCCGAUGCUGGAAGUACGGACGAAUCGGCAGAGGGCCCAGCGGAGUCAUUCACUCCAUCAUCGGAUCCCACCUGGGAGCGCGUCAUCGAGACCGCCUACAAGAACGUCGUUGCUGAAGAGCCCGAGAUUACACGAUUGGAUCAGCUUAUGGGAGACGGUGAUUGUGGCCAGGUUCUGCUCUCCGGCGCCAGCGCCAUCUAUCAAGCCUCCAAGGAUGCAGCGCUUCCUCUUCAGGACUCAUCAGCUGCUCUGGGACGAAUUUCCUCAAUUGUCGAAGACGCCAUGGGUGGUACAUCUGGAAUUAUCUACUGCCUCUUCCUAGACGCUACGGCACAGCAUCUACACCAUUUUGGAGCAACCAGCAAUGCGACACUGAAACCAAAGGUGUGGGGCGAAUGCAUGCUUCGCGGUCUGGAUGCCCUGUACAAAUACACAACCGCACGACCUGGCCAUCGGACGCUCAUUGAUGCACUGGAGCCAUUUGCCAGGACGCUUGCGGAAACGGGCGAUAUGGACAAAGCGUUGAAGGCUGCACAGGAGGGCGCAAAGGCAACUGCGGCAAUGAAGCCUAAGCGGGGACGUGCGGUAUAUGUGAGUCAAAACGAUGGACUGGCGGAUGCGGGAGCAGUAGGCCUUGUCGCGGUUUUGACUGGCAUCGCAAAUGCACUCCGAUAG